GGUAUCCCGACAUACAUGAUAAUAAAUGCAACUGGUCUGGAACCUCCUGGCGUUUUCAUUAAACUAGAACUUCUAAAUCUUCAAGGACAAACAAUACGUGAAUUCCCCUUACAACUCAAUGUUUCAAAUCCUUCCAUCUAUACUAUACCGAUGUUUCUUCCUCCAAGUGAAUUUUUUCAUCUGCGAGUAUCGGGUAUUGAUAAACAAAAUUACUUGUUUCAUAGAUUGUCUUCAACUGCAGUCAGUCCGCUAAAGCCAGUUGCUCCACGUGUUAAAACGACCACUAAAACACCAGGAUAUUAUGGAGAUACAGCGACGCUUACAUGCAACGUAGAUAGCUUGAUACCGUAUACAGUGCUUUGGGAAAAAGACUCAUCUCCUCUUGGCAAACCACUGUAUUAUGCAGAUUCGGGAAGCUAAAUGGGAAAUCAGUAAUGUAAACACAUACUCGGAAGGCUUCUAUACUUGUACGGCUAAAAGUACCGCUGGAGAAGGACAAGCUACAACAUUCCUAGAUGUAACAGAGCCACCACCGAGCAUAGAUAUACCUCUCAAUGUAAGCGUCUUACCUGGUAGAAAUGCUGUGCUGACAUGUACUGCAUAUAGUACGGUACAAUUCAACAUGACGUGGACAAAACCAGACAGUUUUGUUGUUUUAUCAAGGCACCCAAGAGUGAAGUUUCUUCCCAAUGGAUCCUUAAAAAUCAGGAAAGUUAACCAGGCAGAUGGUGGUAGAUACCAGUGUAUUGCGUCAAAUGAAGGUGGUUCGAGUGUCAAAGAUGUCUUCCUAGCAAUACAAGAGAGUGGAUUGUAUGCAUGUAUUGCUAGUAAUACUGCUGGAACGGACAAGAAAUCUUUGCAUGUUACUUACAUUGAGGCAGCAAGGAUACGUUUACUUAGGCGUAAAGUUUUAGUUAAGUAUGGAGAGACAGCUAAGUUGAAUUGUCCUGCUAAAGGAAUACCUCCACCUAUAAUCACAUGGUUUAAGAAAGGUUUCCCUGUGUUGAGUUCUGGCUUCACUGAGAUCCAACCAAAUGGUGAUUUAUUAAUCGUCGGAACUAAAGAGAUGGAUUCCGAAGAAUAUACUUGUAUCGCAACCAACUCUGCCGGAUCAGACAGUGAUGUUAUUACUUUAGAUGUUGGCA
Messenger RNA from Saccoglossus kowalevskii, 1145 nucleotides. RefSeq names its product hemicentin-1-like. Lineage: Eukaryota; Metazoa; Hemichordata; Enteropneusta; Harrimaniidae. Gene Ontology annotation, molecular function: cell-cell adhesion mediator activity. The record is from RefSeq and is a predicted model, not a curated record. Gene Ontology annotation, biological process: dendrite self-avoidance; axon guidance; homophilic cell-cell adhesion. Gene Ontology annotation, cellular component: axon; plasma membrane.